CUCUCCUAAAGCCUCCGUCGGACUUUUCAGUUCACCUUCGCAAUAUCGCCUCUCUGACUCAUUCAACCACCAUCUCUACUAAUUCACUCACUCAUCACUAUUCGUGAGUUUGAUAAUCUUGUGUGAGUUAAUAAUCCUAAAGGAGUCGUCGGAAGGUUUCAAGAGCCCCCUGAUUGUAUGUAUGUUGAGACAGGUUCCGACCUGCAAAGGUGGGCGCUUUAAAGGAGUUUUGAAGUCCGUCGGAGCUGUAGUUCGAGAUUUUUCAGUAUCUGCAAAUGCUUUGCAAGAGCGUGUGAAUGGUUGGAAUGAAAGUAAAGAGAUUGAUGAUGUCCACACACUUUUCAGAUACUGCACUAAUUUGCAGUCAGCGAAAUGCCUUCACGCACGUCUCGUUGUAUCUGAAUCGAUCCGAAACGUUUGUAUCUCAGCUAAACUUGUUAAUCACUACUGUUAUCUUGGGAACGUUGCGUUGGCUAGGCAUACGUUUGAUCAUAUCGAGAACAGAGAUGUUUAUGCUUGGAAUUCGAUGAUCUCUGGUUAUAGCCGUGCGGGAGAUUCUUCAGGGGUUAUUAGGUGUUUUAGUCUGUUUAUGUCGAGUUCUGGACUUGGACCUGAUUACCGAACUUUCCCUUCGGUUUUGAAAGCUUGUAGGAAUGUGAUUGAUGGGGAUAAGAUUCAUUGCUUAGCUUUGAAGUUUGGGUUUUUGUGGGAUGUCUACGUUGCUGCGUCGCUGAUUCAUUUGUAUUGUCGGUAUGGAGUGGUGGGUAAUGCACGCAGGCUGUUUGAUGUAAUGCCUGUUCGAGAUAUGGGUUCUUGGAAUGCGAUGAUUUCAGGGUAUUGUCAAAGUGGGAAUGCUAAAGAGGCGUUGGCUUUGUCUGAUGGGUUGAGAGCUAUGGAUUCAGUUACUGUUGUAAGUCUCCUUUCGGCUUGCACAGAAGCUGGUGAUUUUAAUAGAGGAGUUACGAUUCAUUCGUACUCGAUCAAACAUGGACUGGAGUCUGAGUUGUUUGUCUCCAACAAGCUGAUUGAUCUGUAUGCUGAGUUUGGUAGCCUUAGGGAUUGUCAGAAGGUUUUUGACAGGAUGAUUGUGAGAGAUUUGAUUUCUUGGAAUUCCAUUAUUAAGGCUUACGUGCUGAAUGAGCAGCCGCUUAGAGCGAUUUAUCUGUUUCAGGAGAUGAGGUUAAGUAGAGUUCAACCAGAUUGCCUUACUUUGAUUUGUUUGGCUUCUGUACUUGCGCAGUUAGGGGACAUUCGUGCUUGUGGAUCUGUGUUGGGUUUCACUUUGAGGAAAGGCUGGUUCUUGGAAGAUGUUACCAUUGGAAAUGCAGUUGUGGUUAUGUAUGCAAAACUAGGCCUUGUAGAUUUAGCGAGAGCAGUGUUUAAUUGGCUCCCGAAUAAAGAUGUCAUUUCGUGGAAUACUAUAAUAUCUGGUUAUUCGCAGAAUGGUUUUGCUAGUGAAGCAAUGGAAAUGUAUAACGUAAUGGAGGAAGAAGGUGGAGAGAUAGUUCCUAACCAAGGGACUUGGGUGAGCGUUUUGCCUGCUUGUGCUCAGGCUGGAGCAUUGCGUCAAGGUAUGAAACUCCAUGGUCGUCUCUUGAAGAACGGUCUUUAUUUGGAUGUUUUUGUUGGCACAAGCCUUGCUGAUAUGUAUGGAAAAUGUGGACGACUAGAGGAUGCACUCUCUUUGUUUUAUCAAAUCCCGAGAGUCAACUCGGUACCAUGGAACACCCUAAUAGCGUGUCAUGGGUUUCAUGGGCAUGGGAAGAAAGCAGUGAUGCUGUUUAGAGACAUGCUUGACGAAGGAGUGAAACCAGAUCACAUUACAUUUGUGACUCUGUUGUCAGCUUGUAGCCAUUCUGGGCUAGUAGACGAAGGUCAAUGGUGCUUUGAUAUGAUGCAAACAGAUUAUGGCAUAACACCGAGCUUGAAACACUACGGUUGUAUGGUAGAUUUGUUUGGUCGAGCUGGUCAGUUAGAAACCGCGUUUAACUUUAUAAGAAGCAUGCCACUUCAGCCUGAUGCAUCUAUUUGGGGAACUCUUCUCAGCGCUUGUAGAGUCCAUGGAAACAUCGAUCUGGGAAAAGUUGCAUCUGAACAUUUGUUCGAGGUUGAUCCCGAGCAUGUUGGCUAUCACGUUCUAUUGUCAAACAUGUAUGCUACUGCUGGAAAAUGGGAAGGAGUUGAUACAAUAAGGUCCAUGGCCCGAGGGAAAGGUUUGAGGAAAACACCGGGUUGGAGCUCGAUGGAAGUAAACAACAAAGUAGAAGUCUUUUACACGGGAAACCAAACACAUCCAAUGUAUGAAGAGAUAUACAGAGAAUUAACAGCAUUACACGCGAAACUGAAGAUGGUUGGAUAUGUACCGGAUCAUAGAUUUGUGUUGCAGGAUGUUGAAGACGAUGAAAAAGAGCAUAUCCUCAUGAGGCAUAGUGAAAGAUUGGCUAUUGCAUUUGCACUUAUCGCCACUCCUGCAAAGACAACGAUUCAGAUCUUCAAGAAUCUCAGGGUAUGCGGUGAUUGCCAUAGCGUAACAAAGUUCAUAUCAAGAAUCACUGAGAGAGAGAUCAUUGUGAGGGAUUCAAACCGGUUUCAUCAUUUCAAGGAUGGAGUCUGCUCUUGUGGUGAUUACUGGUGAUAUUUUUUUUUGAAAAACCAAUGCCACUGUAUUCAAAUCAAACCGGUUCCAAUCAAUUUUGAACCAGGUUUAUAUAUAUAUCUCUGGUCAAGGAAGACUUUGGGUGGGAAAAAGAUUCCAACUUUGCUUACGAAGGUUAAGUCACAACAAAGAAAGCUUCUUUAUUUCGGCAAUGGGCACAGCCUGUCUUAGUCAUGUGGACAGCUUGUGGUUUACUUUAGCAGAAAGUCACUCGGCAAAGGACGAGACGUGUGAACGGUUUCAAUCGUUGAAUCCUCUCAAAUCUUUUGGUUCUACUAUAAAUUAUUGGGUUACAGAAAAGAUGGCACUUUGUUUUUGUUUUUUCUUUGUGCUUAAUAAAUCUAUUGAGAAUUCAUUUUUUUUUGUUCAAACAAUGUAAUCAGUCUUUUAAUUAGUGUGUCGGAGGAAAUAAUUGCGUUUAAACACA
This is a messenger RNA of Camelina sativa (false flax), 3083 nucleotides long. RefSeq names its product pentatricopeptide repeat-containing protein At4g33990-like. Gene Ontology annotation, biological process: RNA modification. Gene Ontology annotation, molecular function: zinc ion binding; RNA binding; protein binding. The record is from RefSeq and is a predicted model, not a curated record. Lineage: Eukaryota; Viridiplantae; Streptophyta; Magnoliopsida; Brassicales; Brassicaceae.